AUGCAGGCAGGCAAUGAAUGGGCUGUGAACAUUCAGCGUGAUAGUUAUGCUUCGUAUAUCCGAUGCUUGCUUACUUUGCAAUCGCUCAGAACGAAUCCAUUGGACGAGAACGCUACAACUUCAUGCAGAAAAUGCUUUUACCUUGUGGCCUUCCUCCAGAAAGAGAAGAUGACUAAAGAGUUUGCAAGUGUUUCGGUAAUUGGAAUCAGAAGAGAGAAAAACCAUUAA
Molecule: messenger RNA, 228 nt
Organism: Arabis nemorensis
Lineage: Eukaryota; Viridiplantae; Streptophyta; Magnoliopsida; Brassicales; Brassicaceae
Source: the annotation of a GenBank genome assembly